UUAAAUAUGGUGAAAGGCCUUUGUAGCUUUGUUGCCAAUUUAUAAAUUAGAAAAAAAUUAAUUUUUCAUUUUAAAUCCGUUUGUUAUGGUGUAACAUAUUUUUAUAAUUAUUUGUUAUGAUACUAAGUACAUUGUAAUUAAUUCGUCGAUUAUUUUCCGUGCAUUAUGUUACCUAACGACCAGGGCAACUGCAGUCCUGCGAUUAAUAAAAAAACAACUGACGGUGAUAAUAAUGCUUUAGAAAAUGGUCAUCAAUCAAUAACUAACCCUGGAGCAAAAAAAUCAUGGUCUGAAAUUCGACAAACAGUGUGUGACUUUCGUCAUCGUCUUUCUACUGUAUCAGUGAUGUCUAUUUCGCAUGUGUCGUUUAGACGGUUACAAAAUGGAAAAACAAGGGUUUAUUUUCUUAGUGCUCCUGUAAAUGAAUUUGAAACUCUUCUCUAUGUUGAUUUACCAAAUCAAAGUGUUGCUGGUCAAUUGCCAUGGCAACCUUUAAUUGAAUCUAAUUUCCCAAGUGUGAUAAUGAGUGGUCGAUAUUCACGAGAAGAACAGCUAUUAUCUGAAAGAAAACGAUUAACUACAUUUGGAAUUACGUCCUAUGAAAUAAAUAGUGAAUCUGGUAGAAUUGUUUUCCCUGCUGCUAGUACAUUAUUUCAAUGUAAUGAUAAUGAAUACUCAACAAAUUCAUUAUAUCCAACCGAAUUAAGAACAAAUGCUUCUGGAGCUAAGCUUUCACCUCAAAUUUGUCCAAAUAAUAUUGAUAUUGUUGCAUAUGUUUGUAACUUUGAUAUUUGGGUAACUCAUAUAGCUACAGGUAGUACCAAAAGAUUGACUUAUGCUCAUAAAGGCGGACGGUGUUUAUCAGAUGAUCCAUUGGCAGCAGGUGUACCUUCCUAUGUAAUGCAAGAAGAAUUUAAUCGAUAUCAUGGUUAUUGGUGGCAACCCAAAAAACAUAAAGAAGAUAAUGUCUACAGGAUUUUAUAUGAAGAAGUUGAUGAAAGUGAAGUAAAAAUAUUCAAUUUUCCCUCAUCAAAUUCAGCUGGUAGUGGUGAAAUUGAACAAUAUAGAUUUCCUAGAGCUGGUACUGCUAAUUCUAAGUCUAAUAUAAAACUAGUAGAAUUCCAACUUGAUGGAGAAUGUCAAAUUAUUAAUAUAAAAAAUAUGGAACUUCAAUAUCCAUUGGCCCAUAUGUUUCCUUGGAUGGAGUACUUAGUUAGAGUUGGAUGGACACCUAAUGAUGAUUUAAUAUGGCUUCAAGUUUUGGAUCGAAGACAACAAAGGCUUGAAUUGAUGAUUCUAUCUAUUGAUAAUUUUAUUGAACAUUCUUCUUCUAAUAUAAUAAAUUCAUCACAUAAUUCAACUUUUGUUCCACCUCAAGUUAUAUACUCACAGACUUCUAAUGUCUGGGUCAAUGUUCAUGAUCUUUUAUAUAUAUUCCCCAUUACAAGUAGUAGUGAAGUAACCAUGAUUUGGGCUACAGAAGAUACAGGAUUUCGACAUUUAUACUUAAUCACCAGUAUAAUAACAAAGGUAUCUCACGAAAACGGCAUACAGAAUGUAGAUCCCAGUGAAAACAACAUGAUGAUGUCUAAACUAGCAUUAACCAGUGGAAACUGGGAAGUAUGUGGUAAAGGACUUUGGGUUGAUUUAAAGUACCAAAUAGUGUAUUUUAUGGCUGUCAGAGAGUCACCUUUAGAAAAACAUUUAUAUGCAGUAUCAUUAAAGAGCCCUGGAAACAUUAAACUGCUUACCAAACCAGGCUACUCUUAUGAAAUUGAUAUUGAUAAGAAUUGCGAAAUUUGUGUGGCUGUCUAUAGUAAUAUAAGAAAACCUCCUUCUUGUCAAGUUUUUCGAAUAGAACAUAAUGAUAUGACUAUUGAUGGUAUACAUUUAAUAUCAGUUGGAUUUUUAGUUGAAAAUUCUGAAAUUAAUAGUGUUCUUCAGAGCCCUACUUUAAUUACACACCAAAUUAGUUCUGGAGAUGUAUUAUUUGCUAUGGUAUUCAAACCCCAUAAUUUUGUACCCGGUCAAAAAUAUCCUACUAUUCUUCACGUAUAUGGUGGACCUGAAGUACAACUUGUAACUAAUACAUUUAAGGGUGCACGGCAUAUCAGAAUGCAUAUGUUAGCAUCUCAAGGCUAUGUAGUCAUUGCAAUCGAUUCUCGAGGCUCAAGACAUAGAGGUUUAAUUUUUGAAAGUCAUUUAAAAGGAAGAUUAGGCACUGUAGAACUUUCAGAUCAAAUAGAAGUUCUUCAGUGGUUAGCUGAAUACCUAGGAUAUAUAGAUAUGAAUCGGUUAGCGAUACAUGGAUGGUCAUAUGGGGGGUAUCUAAGUCUUAUGGGACUUGCUACUUAUUCAAAUAUUUUCAAAUUAGCUAUUGCUGGAGCACCUGUAACAUCGUGGGCAAUGUAUGAUACUGGGUACACAGAACGGUACAUGGAUUUGCCACAAUAUAAUUCUGCUGGAUACAUGAAUGGUUCUGUCUUAAGUUAUGUCAGUCGUUUACCAGAUGAGGAGAACAGAUUACUUAUUAUACAUGGACUAAUUGAUGAAAAUGUUCAUUUUUCUCAUACCAGUUUACUGAUCAACACACUUGUAAAGUAUGGAAAACCUUAUCAACUUCAGAUCUACCCAAAUGAAAGACAUAGUUUAAGAAGUUUGGAUGCAACAAAACAUUAUGAUGCUACAUUUUUAUCGUUUUUACAAAACUAUUUAUAACUUUCUACUUGAAAAUGUAUUGUUAAUUUAUUAUUAUAAUUAUUAUUUUGUUUACAAAACUAAUUUAUUGUUAAAUCUAGUUAAUUUUUUAUUAA
Messenger RNA from Rhopalosiphum maidis (corn leaf aphid), 2813 nucleotides. RefSeq names its product dipeptidyl peptidase 9. Gene Ontology annotation, biological process: proteolysis. Bases 166 to 2718 code for a protein of 850 amino acids. NCBI's taxonomy places the organism in Eukaryota, Metazoa, Arthropoda, Insecta, Hemiptera, Aphididae. The transcript has 16 exons. Gene Ontology annotation, molecular function: serine-type peptidase activity; dipeptidyl-peptidase activity. The record is from RefSeq and is a predicted model, not a curated record.